CAAAUGUUUUUUAAUAGUUAUUGUUCUUGGGACGAAACACAUGAUUACUUUAAAAUUCUUUUAAAUACCAGUGCAAGUACUACAACUUGAGGGAUUUGAGAUCGCUUUGAAAUGAUGAGUGCUUCAGUUGAUUGCGAGUUGAUUGAGAGCAUGGAAGGCAUGGAAGUUAAGGAAGCUAAUACGGACUCCUUUAACGAUGGAGACCUAGUGUUUGCAAAGGCGAUAGGAUACAUUUCAUGGCCGGGAAUAAUAGUUGAGAAGCAAAGUCUUCAUAGUAUAGUUAACUUUCUGGGAUCUGACGACACUCGCAAGAUUGAAAACAUAAAAAUAUGGCCAUACAGCGAAAGAAAUAAGGGUAAAUUCAUAACUGCCGUGAAUUUGGAAUAUGAGGAAUUCCGGGAUGCGAUUGUCAUUGCAGAAAAACUAAGCUUCAGGCUUGAUCCCAAUAAAGAAAACGGUGCCUAUUUCUAUCGAGUAUUGAGCCAAAGCGAUCUACAGGAGCUGCAGGAGCAAGAUAAAGAGAGGCAGGAGGAAACCAGACCGAAGGAAGCUAGGAAGGAAGCUAGCAAGGACGUAACCGGGGAGGAAGAACUCGACAAGGACGAAGCCGGCAAGGAGGCCACCGGCAUUAAAGGACCCGUCGAGGAGAAACCCCAUAAGGAGCAACCCAUCCAGGAGGCAGAAAACCUUAAGGAGGAGAUGAUUGAGUACGUGAGAGUGCUGCGAAGUGAUCACAAAUCUCUGGAUGGUGGCAUAGAAAACAAAUUUAUCACGCUGGUGAAUUUACUGCGCCGGAGCUUAAAGACUAACCAGAUGGAUUACCCUUCCGCCGUGUUUGCCCUGCAGGAGCUUCAUGGAAUGGAAUUCAGUGAACUCCUUCUAGUGCGAAACUUUGAGGCUGUGAACUCUAUCUACCAUGUAUGCUACCUCGACACUGCCCAUCAGAAUUACAAGGAGGCGGUCCAGGUGCAGCUUAUGGCCAAACAAUUAAUUUUUCGCUUUGCACCAUUGAUUAGACUGUCGGAUUCUGUGCAAAACUUUAUGGAUCAGUUUCGAUCGCUUUCGUCAAUCUAUAGACGAUUCAUUAGUGAAUUUGAACCAGUACAACAACAGUCCAGCGAGGAGGAGUCUUGUCUGGCUGCUGUGCCUGUAACGGAAGCGGAAAAGGAAGCUUGGUUCGAGGAGGAAUCCGUCCGGGAAGCAAUGUUCCUAUCCGAUCAAGAUUUCUUGACACUAGCCGUAGAUAAAAGAUUCGACGAAUUAAUUGAUAUUUUGCGUCGCAGCGUAUCAUUCCGUCGAAAGGACUAUCCUUCCGCUUUAUUAGCAUUCGAUGAGCUGCUUUCUUUCACAUUUACCAAGCAAUUUUUAAUGCCGAAGUAUAAAGCCGUGUAUUUUGUUUACUAUCUAUCCAGAUCUGGCAGCGUCCUGCCUUGGAAUAGCCUUGCUAAGGCCACCCUGGUGAGGAGUUUGGCCAACCAACUAAUGGUUCGCUUCUUCUCGGUGUUCAAUUUGCCAGGUAUCACCGGGUACGAUUUUAUGGUCCACUAUUGUUCGCUUUACGCCUCCGAUAGCUCCGAAGCUGAAUCGGAUACCUAGCAAGGAAGCUAAAUUGGAGAUCUUUACAAAAUUCACAGGAAUUCUAGAAGCAGAUGCAGUAGCACUGAUAUCAGCCUUAUAUUUUAUAUAGUUAUAAGGAAUGGUAAGCUAAUAAUUAAUGAUAAGGAAUGCUGAAUAAUGAAAAAGACCGAAAAGAACUGAAAGUUUAUGCCAACAGAAACCAAAUUCCCUUAUUUUUUGUAACUGAAUCUCUGUACUUAUUCCAGUUUUCAUAGACUAUCAAAAAGUACAUAUAUUGUAUAUAGU
Messenger RNA from Drosophila serrata, 1863 nucleotides. RefSeq lists its product as uncharacterized. The record is from RefSeq and is a predicted model, not a curated record. NCBI's taxonomy places the organism in Eukaryota, Metazoa, Arthropoda, Insecta, Diptera, Drosophilidae.